AUGGGGCAUAGCAAGCAUCGAAGCUGCACCCUGAAUUGGGACAGUCUGAACAUCCUGGUUGUGGCCUCACGAGAGCUGGACGGGCCGUUCACCAUGGCCGAGGUCUGGGCGGCGACCCUCGCGUCUCCCACGGAAAAGGCCCCGGGCCCGGACGGCUUCACUGGGCAGUUCUAUCGCUCAUGUUGGCCGAUCAUCAAGGAGGAGGUCAUGGCGGUAUUUAACAAGUUCUAUCAGAUGGCAAGGAGUAAUCUCGUCGAGUUGAAUUCUGCGCUCAUUGCCCUGUUGCUGAAGAAAAAUGGUGUGUCAGAGAUCAGUCAUUACAGACCCAUCAGUCUGAUUCACUCCAUGGCAAAGUUAAUCUCCAAACGCAUGGGUUUCUCGCAGCGUUGGAGAAACUGGGUAGCCUUGCUCCUCUCCUCUGCAACCUCUUCCUGCCUACUGAACGGGUCACCGGGGCCAAGCUUCUUUCACGUCUGCGGGCUCAGGCAGGGAGACCCGCUCUCGCCGCUGUUGUACGUCCUUGCGAUUGAUCCGCUAUACCGUCUGCUGGACGCGGCCACGACAAGAGAGUUGAUUGCGCCGGUACCAGGGUGCGGGGCAAGCAUGCGGGUGAGUCUAUAUGCGGACGACACAAUAAUCUUCGUCAAUCCAACCAAAGAAGAGAUCACCACCUUGCUGGGGCUGCUGCAUUCUUUUGAAGAGGCCACGGGGUUAAAGCUGAAUCAAGCAAAAUCUUUAGGUAUCCCGAUGAACUGUGAUGGCCAACUACUGACAGAGGUUUUGCAAGGGUUUGGAGGAUCGAUCGCGAGCUUCCCCACGACCUACCUGGGUCUACCACUUUCCCCCAAGAGGCUGCGAUUAGUGCAAUUCUAA
Molecule: messenger RNA, 873 nt
Organism: Aegilops tauschii subsp. strangulata
Lineage: Eukaryota; Viridiplantae; Streptophyta; Magnoliopsida; Poales; Poaceae
Source: RefSeq, a predicted model, not a curated record